CCCACGACAUUUUCACAUAACGAAUUUCUAGUUACGCGACAACUGCGUAUAUGCGUAACGUUUGCUCUUCUCUCAUUGACGUACAGUUGUGUAUACAGUGUCACGUGAAUGAAAGCGUUGUUUUGUUGUUUCUAGACUCGAACUGUGCUUUGGUAUUGUUUCAUAUUUUAAGAUUUUAACAUGAAAAAGUCGUUUAGGACUUGGGAGAAUGCUUCUCCGAGCUCUCAUCGUAUGACAUUGAGGAGUAUAUGCGGUAAUAACUGUUGCGCUGGAGCUGGACACGAUCAUAAAACCACUCAUAAACAGAAUUCUCAGAAUGUCGUAUCAUCGACUCAUUCAAAAACAGUUAAGAAAAGUAGGAUACGAGGUGGAGUAGUUACCAAAGAAGUUAAGAAUAAUGAACAAGAAAUUGGUGCUGACGUAAGAAUAAUGUCAACUCCUAAAGAGUUGCAGUUAAUGCAGUCGGGUCAUUCAAGACAAAUUGAAGGAUCUAAGUCCGGUAGUAAUGUCAAAUCCAGGAUAACGACAACUUCAAAGAAAACGCAAAUUAUUAGAAAAUCUGAUACGUCUUUUGGCAAAAUGUCUAAAAAAUCCAGUGAUUAUUCUAGUGGCUAUAACGACAGCGAUUCUGAGGAGAAUGUUAAGACUGAUUAUACAUAUGCAAAAAGUUUAAGUUACAGAAGUCGUGUAACUCCUAAUAGAGGUAUCAUUCAUCCAAACAUGUCCCGUCGAAGUAUUAGAUCUGAUGAGUCCACUCUUGGAUUGCUAUCCGAUUCAAGCAGCGGUGAUGAAAGUUACGAAAAAAUUGUUAAAUCAAAGAAUGAAAAAAAUCAGCAAUCGAUAUUUUGUCUGCAUGGAUCUGCUCUUACAAGUCUUAGAAAAAAUAACGAUGCUGAUGUCAGAGGCGAUAAAAUUUCAUCAAGUUAUUACAAGUCAAAUACGUCAUUUAAUAAUUUCACUUCUACGCCAAUGAAAUAUUCUUAUGGUCUUGAUGAUAAUUAUUCAGAUAAUGAAGACUUUCAAGAAAACAAAGAAAACUCUCUUAAAAUGGUUGAAAGUACGUCGAUUUUCCUGAAAAUACUUACAGUAAUUAAGAAAGUUACAAUGAUUGAGAGCAUUUUCAAAAUUAUGAGAUGGCUCUGGUUUCACAUGUGGAAGUCAAUUUAUUUAGUUAUCUGUUAUACUAUGUUGUUAGAUACGUGGAUAAUACAGAAAUUUUCAAAAUUAAGAAGAUGGAAGAAUUUACUUUUCCUACUUUUUCUGUUAUUAUUACCUUUAUUACUUCUGGGCUAUUUUAAUUCUGAAGAUGCCGUUUCAAAUUCAGCUCGUGAUGUAAUCGCGCGUCUAUCAUCCUCAUUUGUCAAUUUUUCAUUCUGGUCUCAAAAUUCGAUAGGAAAUGAACACGGAGUUAUGAAAUCAUUUUAUAAUGCACUGCAUGUACAAACGAUAGGAAGUUUAUUAUAUAAUUGGAGUAUCCCAUUAUAUGCAUUAUUUAGUUUUAGAGAGAGAAAUUCAGCAGAUUAUAAAGUCGAAACCAGUAUACCAGUUGUUCGUCAUACGGUGGAGUUAGAUUCUUCUACAACUCAUCUAACUGCUGACGAGAUAAAAAUACUAAUACAGGAAGUACUUAAGCAAGAAAUUUCAGGGCUUACGCUUCAACAACAAAGCAUUGUUUUGACGGAAAAAAAAGAAAUUAAAGAAAAUAAUGAGAUAUUAGAAAAAUUACAACUGGAACUUAAGCAUAUUCUUCAUCAUUCUAAAGGUGUAGCAGUUGACAUUGCAGAGAUGAAAAAUACAAUUGGCUUUCAAGAAAAUAGGAAUGAAGAGACAAAUGGAAGACUUAACGUCAUUGAAAAUAAAUUGGAAGAGGUGGAGAGAAAAAUUCACACUGUAGAAGGCCUUUUAGUUGCAAUGAGAAAUUGUUGUCGCAACCAAUCUGAUUACAUGGCCAUGGCAGAAAAGCAGAUAGCGGCUAUGCUGUUGGAGAUUAUGAACAGUGAUCAUCAAGAUAAAUCUUCACCAUUUGCCAACUUUGGUAAUUGGCUGAAGUCUAGAUUUGUAGGAAAAGAAGAAUUACGAAAUUAUGUCGAUAGUGUUGCCGACAGAGUUGCAACGGAUGUAUCUGGUUCGCUAAAAGAGAGGGCUGAAGUCGUCGCCAAGGCUGCCGCAGCAGCUAUAGUAGCAGAAUCGGUUUCUACCAUGAAAACGUCCAUUUACAAUAGCCAAGAACAUACCAUUUUGUCAAAUGAUACAAAAACUUGCGCAUCGGAAGAAAAAGUAAAAAAGAUUGUCAAAGAGGCUAUACUUUUAUAUGAUGCCGACAAAACUGGGUUGGUAGAUUAUGCACUAGAAUCUUCAGGUGGAAGUAUAUUUAGCACAAGAUGUUCCGAAACAUAUCACACUGGUACGGCACAGAUAACGGUUUUUGGAAUUCCUGUGUGGUAUAGAACCAAUUCUCCUCGAACAGUAAUUCAGCCAGAUGUGCAUCCUGGACAAUGUUGGGCUUUCAAAGGAACUCAAGGCUAUCUUGUGAUAAAAUUAUCAGUUCCCAUACGUCCCACAGCCUUCUCGAUCGAGCACAUACCCAAACAGUUAUCGUUAACGGGUUCUAUAGACAGUGCACCAAAAGAUUUUUCAGUUUAUGGUUUAAAAACAGAAAUGGAUCUGGACGGAAAAUUAUUGGGAACGUUCACCUACAACAAAGAUGGCGAUCCUCUUCAAUACUUUUAUGUAAAGGAUCCCGAACCGGAAGUGUAUCCCAUUGUCGAACUGCGCAUUCUUAGCAACCACGGUCACAUGGACUACACGUGCCUGUACCGAUUCAGAGUGCACGGGAAACAACAGUAGAAAAACCACCCCCGGAACUAAAACCGCUACCUCUAGAGGAGAUAAAAAUCUGUGAUCAAGCUAACUAGUCACUACGAAUGUCAUAAAGUAUCAUAGCUGCAUCGACUGUGAGCAUUUUCUUUUGCAACUAAAUCUCAUAUCAUAGAUGUGAAUCAAAAUAUCAUUGGUCACACAUACAAUUUCAAUUUCAUCUAUUUUUUUAAAGAAAAUUUAUAUUUAAAAAAAAAAUAAUUCUAUUUAUUAUAAAAUUGGAUCGAACGACAGACGAGGAAAGAUUCUGCUUCAUAUUUGUAUAGUCAUUAUUUUUAUCGAAAAUUUCUCAUAAUUUUGUGUGAAAACACAUUUGUAUUAUUAUUAUUCGUCCUACGUGUAUUUUAAACAAAUUUCCUUUAAAAUAUCCAAAUUUUAGCCUUGUGUUAAGUUCACGUUAAUUUAUUUAUACAGAAAAUAGAGUAUUAGAUAAUAUAUUAUUGUACUGUACUUAUAUAUAUUUUUUUUCUUUACUAACAGUUUUUUUUUAUUUUGGAGAUUCUUACUUCUCUGUAAUUUCUUGCCAUUACUAUUCAUAGCAUAUAUGUAUAAAUUAAUA
Centruroides sculpturatus (bark scorpion) is the source of this 3436-nucleotide messenger RNA. Its product is annotated as SUN domain-containing protein 2-like. Gene Ontology annotation, cellular component: nuclear envelope; meiotic nuclear membrane microtubule tethering complex. Bases 181 to 2847 code for a protein of 888 amino acids. Gene Ontology annotation, biological process: nuclear envelope organization. The record is from RefSeq and is a predicted model, not a curated record. Gene Ontology annotation, molecular function: protein-membrane adaptor activity. The transcript has 20 exons. Lineage: Eukaryota; Metazoa; Arthropoda; Arachnida; Scorpiones; Buthidae.